CCCGGCGAGUCGGUCGCAAAAUUUGUCUACACAUUUGGUUUCCAAAAAAGGAAUAUAAAAAAGUCAACAAAAAAAUGUAAAAAAUUUUACUACCAUGCCCGUCACCUACAGGACUCGCACACUGCCGCAACAGCGGAAGUUGGUCCCCAACCUACUGAGGUCCAUACUACGCGUCCUGGAGGAGACGCGCCGACCCAUGAGUGACAAAGAGUUGAACUUCGUCCUGGGCGUCCAGUACCGACGCAACGAUCCGGAGUUCUAUCGCCAAGUGCAAGUCAACCUGCGCGAUGGCGUCGAAUACGGCAUUCUGAAACGCCAGGGAAACCAGUUUUCGCUGCGAUCCCGACGCCUUGGUGAACUGAUGUCUACUCUUGGAUCCUCGCCAAACCGCUAAACUUUGGGAAACCGCCAAGCCUACAGAUAUUAAGAAUACCCCGAAACAGAGCGUACACGAACAGAAUAUAACAAAAGCUCCUGGAAAUUAAUUAGAGUCCUUAACAGAAUAGAG
Messenger RNA from Drosophila melanogaster (fruit fly), 508 nucleotides. RefSeq lists its product as uncharacterized. The record is from RefSeq and is marked reviewed. Bases 95 to 394 code for a protein of 99 amino acids. Lineage: Eukaryota; Metazoa; Arthropoda; Insecta; Diptera; Drosophilidae. The transcript has a single exon.